UUGAAAUUCCCAAAUGGUACAAAAAGGCGACAUCUCUCUGGGUUACUGCUCAGUCUUCGGGACUGGUUGAUGUUUUCCGUCCAGUGUGUGACAGACAGGAUGGGAGCGCUUCCUUUAAGCUUCUUAGGGCGCUAAUGAAAGUGAGCGCUUAUUGUCCGGCAGACAGAUGGUUUCUGUCUUGAUGAAGUUUUAAUUCAGCUGACGGCGGCCGCCGGGCUCUUCAGUCCGCGGUCACGGCGCCUUCCGGCGGGGCGUCUCCUCUGGAAGGUAACCCACACCUGCAAGGAGACCUGAGGAUACACAGCUUUUCUUUUUUCGUUUUUGUUGGUGUGACGCAGUAAAAUAUAUUUCUCUUAAACUUUUUAAUUUUUAAUAUAUUAUAUUUUCAUCUAAAUACAAUUGGAGACUUCUACAGCGGCUUACCAAGAACUCUACUCUGAAUUAUUUAUGGCUAAGAUUUGGCAUAGAAAUUCACGCCCCACUUUUUGCAUGACUCAUGUGGGGUUCAGCUUGAUGAAGAGGACACACACAGAUGAACAGCGCUGAAAGGAUAAUGUGACUCAGAAAUAAGCCCGAUGAGGCACCCUGUGCCCUCCCUCUGGACGAGGAUGCAGUCGCCGUUACUGUGGGGCCUCCUACUGCUCUGCGUUGGGAUCCUCUGGAUCCAGGAAGUGUCCAGUGGCAACCGAAGCUCCAGAGGACACGCAGGAUCUUCAAAGGAGAGGACAGGAACUUGUGAAGUUGUUGCUGCCCACCGCUGCUGCAAUAAGAAUAAGAUUGAAGAGCGCUCUCAAACAGUCAAGUGUUCCUGCUUCCCUGGACAGGUGGCGGGGACGACGAGGGCGCUGCCCUCUUGUGUCGAAGCCUCCAUUGUGCGUGAGAAGUGGUGGUGUAAAAUGGAACCGUGUCUGCAGGGGGAGGAGUGCCGGGUUCUGCCUGACCUCACAGGCUGGUCAUGCAUCUUGGGGAACAAAGUGAAGACCACGAAGGUGUCUCGGUAGCAAGACAGAAGCUUCACCUAAUGAGCACAAGCCAAGCCUGACCUGCUGUAGUCAAUUUUAAGUAUCACCACAUUCUCGUCUGAUAGAGCAAGGUGGAACAGAGAUUUAAUUAGAUAUCUCCUGGCUGAACUUUAAGCUGCAAGAACUCAUUAUUUUAAUUUUCUUUUGUCUUGGAACACUUCUUGUCCAUGGAGAGGACAAUCUAUUUAAAAACUUAGGGGGGAAAGAAAAAAAAAUGGUACCUUUUUUUCCAAUCCAAACAGAGAAUUUCUGCACAGCUCUUUGUUCUUGUGCUUGAAAUGCUGGGCACAUUGUGAUGCGCUCAAUCAAAGUUUGGAUGGAGCUGCUGGCAGACACUUAAAAAGAGAUUUUGUGGAUUUUUCAGGUGGCAGCAUGUGAACCCAGUCAGUGGCUCGUGACUUUCUGUCGAUCAAAGCAAAGGACCACAAAUACUGAGAAAUUCAUGACUACACUGUGUAGCAUUUGCAGUCGACGCUGUCCCUCAACAGAGUGGUACCUUUCUAAAGAGGUCAGGUCCCCUUAGACUAGUCCUUAGCGUAAAGAGGCACUCUAACAAGCACACGUACACACACACAAAUACACAAAUUCUCUGUUUGGACUCCACGGGUUGGACAGACUACCACCUGCAAGGCUGCAAGAGUAGACACACAAGCCUGAUGCAAAACAGCGACUGUGUGAAAUGCUAAUCAGAAGGAGAAAGGUGAGAGAAGAGGAGCUUCUUCACUGCUGAGAGUCUUUACAUCAGGCUUUUUUUUCCUUUUUGUUUGCCUCUCUCAACUGAGUGCUUCUGUGGAGGGGACUCUGUUUAUAGUAAUGAUGGGAAACACUGGUGUUUCUCUGCCUUGAAGCAGAACGGAGCCACCGCCAGGGCAGAAUGUCUGUAACCACUUCAUCAGUUGUCCUUUUCAUGUGCAUAAUAUUCCUUCUGGACCCACCCCCCGACUGAAUCUCUUUUAUCUCUCGAGUUCAGCCACACCAUUUGCAUUUUUUACCUUUCGCGAUGAAAAACAUUUCAUAGUAGCUCGAGCUGCAAAUCAUUCUAUUUCUGCCGUCAGACGCGAAUGAAGGCCACACACUGUGCUAAGUGAGAGCAGCCGAGUCGGAAGUAGUUUGUUCAACAUCUCACAAUGAGGAUUGGUUUUGCCAGAGACAAGAGUUUUCUGAGCUGCAAUGCAGUGCUCACAUUAAAGUGAAACUAUGAAGAUAAAACUGAGUUAUUUUAGGAUUUAAAUAUUCAGUUUGGUUAUAAUGUCUUUCUAUUUGGUGACAGUAACAGGAGAGGUGUGGUCAGCACUAACUAUCUCUGAUAAAUGUUUGAUUUUGUGGCACAAACGGCAACUUUAUUGUUCCAAAACUGAUCUCAUACCCCUUUACAUAAAGUCCAUGUGCGACAAGCAAAGUGAGUUGAUGAAAGACCCACUCCGAUCCUCCUUUGAUCUAUUUUAAAGCAUUUCCAGUGGUCUUCUAAGCAUGAUUGUACCGUUUUUAGCCAAAAAAGUCAUUUUUUAGAACAUAGUUUCUGCAGAUCAGGUGUAAUUCAAUAGAAAUUCACCAUUCUGAGUAGACUGGAGUAAUUCCGCCCCCUCUUCCCUUCCCCAUUGUUGAGCAAUCAGAGCAGUUAGCUUUUGUCCCCGCCCACAAGCUUUCUACCAAGCACUUUUUUGUCUUUGCUUUUUUUUAUCUGAUCCUGAUUCACAAUGAUUUGGAUGAAGAAAUACUCAGAAAAUGCAAAUUUAAGCUUAAUUUUUUUUUACAGAUCAUCAGAAA
This is a messenger RNA of Oryzias melastigma (Indian medaka), 2789 nucleotides long. RefSeq names its product chemokine-like protein TAFA-2. The transcript is spliced from 6 exons. Gene Ontology annotation, molecular function: receptor ligand activity. The coding region runs from base 576 to 1001 and encodes 141 amino acids. NCBI's taxonomy places the organism in Eukaryota, Metazoa, Chordata, Actinopteri, Beloniformes, Adrianichthyidae. The record is from RefSeq and is a predicted model, not a curated record.